AUGGCCCCCAUGGCGGUGCCAACCGAGCAGCACCACCACCGGAACACAACGAAGAAGGCGAACAAAGUCUUCAAGUCCAAGCAUAUGACCAAGGGCGCUCUGAAAGAUCUCUCUAAAGGGAAAAUCGGGAUCGAGAGGGGCAGCCGAAAGACCCCCCACCAGCAGCUCAUGUCGAAAAUGCAGAGGCGAAACCAGGCCGAGCAGAAGAAGAGACUGAAGUCUAAGGCGAAGUCUGAGGCCGUCAGCAUAUUUUCCGGCCAGCAUGGCGCUCCCAGGCAUGUGGCGGUCAUACCAGUUUCAGAGGGGGUGGACGUGGAUGCGGCAGUGUUACGGCUCAAUCAGAGCGUUGACGUGCCCGAUAACGAAAGUUACAGUGGCAUAUGUCGAGUACGCAUCGACCGGUUCAAGCAGAGUAUUACAUAUAUCCCCGCUACGAGGGAUCUGAUCAGCGCAUUGGAUGUUUGCCGGCUGGCUGAUUUCGUUGUGUUUGUGGUUUCUUCUGAUGCGGAAGCAUUGGAUGAAACCGCCCAGGUACUUCUCAAGGCAGUAGAAGGCCAGGGCAUCUCCAACGUCAUGGCACUUGUACAGAGACUUGAGACAAUACCAACACCGAAGAAGAGGACACAAGUUGUAACAUCACUAAAGUCCUCACUAACACGGUACUUCCCUAGCCUUGAUAAAGUCCACUCUCUCGACUCUAGGCAGGAUUGUUCGAACGUCAUUCGCGGCCUUUGUACUGCAACUCCAAAGGGUAUACAUUGGAGGGAUGAUCGAAGUUGGAUGUUGAUCGAGAAUGUAGAAUGGCCUGCUUCUUCAGCUGAUGAAACAGGUGACGUUGUGAUCACCGGUGUAGUUCGAGGGAAAGGUCUCAAGGCGGAUCGAUUGGUACACAUCCCAACAUGGGGAGAUUUCCAGGUAUCAUCAAUCACUAAAGUGCCGCCUCCGUCGCGCAAGAAGGAGGAUGCAAUGAAUAUUGAUGAUACCGUGAAUGAGGAAGUUUUGGAUGAACCGACCGAAGAUGCUGAGGAUCUCACUACGGUAGCUCCCGAGGAAGUGUUCAUGACAGAUGAUACCCCUUCAAUGCUUGGGCAGGAGAGAAAAGGUGUACUGCUUGACGAUCACCAUUAUUUUUCAGAUGAAGAUGAACCAACAGCAUACGAGGUGCCUAAGAGAAUACCCCGUGGUACAUCAAAGUACCAAUCAGCCUGGUAUCUUGAUGACUUUUCUGACUCGGGGUCUGAUCUCAUGGACGGAGAGCAUGAUGGUGAUGAGGAGAUGAUGGAUGUGGAAGAAGGCCGGCCUGAGGAUGGCGUUUUCCCUGAUAAUAGAGAUGCCAUGACCGAAGGUGGCGGUACUGAAUACCCGCAGUCCGAGAUGUUCCUAGAUCCAUCUCCAGAGGAAGAAGCCAAACAGAUAGAGGAGUACCGAGCCAGCAAGAAGAGCGAGGCUCAGGAGGACCUCGAGUUCCCAGACGAGAUCGAGCUCCAUCCUAACACAUUAGCGAGAGAGCGUCUGGCCCGAUACCGUGGUUUGAGGAGCCUCAAGACUAGCAAGUGGGAAACCGAGGAGGACAGGGCACACGAACCAGAGGACUGGCGCCGUCUGCUGCAGGUACCGGAUUACAAAGGAGCACGUAAUCAGUGUAUACGGGAGGCUCUUGUUGGCGGCGCAAAGCCUGGAACCAAGGUGCACGUACAUCUCCGAGCGGUCCCAAUGGGCCUGCAGCAACGUAACCCAUCCCCUCUAUCUCUCUUUUCCUUGUUGCGUCACGAGCACAAACAUGCGGUUGUCAAUAUCAACAUGACCCUAAACUCCACGGUGGAGGCACCCAUCAAGUCAAAGGAAGAGCUGAUCUUCCAAUGCGGCCCUCGUCGACUGCUCGUCAAACCCAUUUUCUCCUCCGCAGGGACAACACCCAACAAUGUUCACAAGUUCGAUAGAUUCAUCCACCCUGGCCGCAAUGCAGUAGCUAGCUUCAUCGGCCCUGUAUCCUGGGGCUCCAUCCCCGUACUGGUCUUCAAACGCACGUCUGUGGCUGACCCCGAAGUACUCGAUGGAAGCGACGAAGCCAACACCAAGCCCGGUGCCCUGGAGCUCGUCGGAACCGGGACGUCUAUGGCCCCAGACCACUCUCGCGUGGUAGCCAAGCGAGUCAUCCUCACCGGCCACCCGUACAAGAUUCACAAGAAGCUGGUCACUGUCCGCUACAUGUUCUUCAAUGCAGAGGACAUUGCCUGGUUCAAAGCCCUGCAGCUCUGGACCCGACGUGGACGCACUGGCUACAUCAAAGAGAGUCUGGGAACCCACGGCUACUUCAAGGCCACGUUUGAUGCAAAGAUAAACCCACAGGAUUCUAUUGGAAUCAGUUUGUACAAGCGAAUCUUUCCCCGGAAGGCUGUGGAAUGGGACGCUCUUGGUUAA
This is a messenger RNA of Trichophyton verrucosum HKI 0517, 2421 nucleotides long. RefSeq lists its product as uncharacterized. The record is from RefSeq and is a predicted model, not a curated record. Gene Ontology annotation, molecular function: GTPase activity; GTP binding; U3 snoRNA binding. NCBI's taxonomy places the organism in Eukaryota, Fungi, Ascomycota, Eurotiomycetes, Onygenales, Arthrodermataceae. Gene Ontology annotation, biological process: maturation of SSU-rRNA from tricistronic rRNA transcript (SSU-rRNA, 5.8S rRNA, LSU-rRNA); endonucleolytic cleavage of tricistronic rRNA transcript (SSU-rRNA, 5.8S rRNA, LSU-rRNA); ribosome biogenesis. The transcript is spliced from 3 exons. Gene Ontology annotation, cellular component: preribosome, small subunit precursor; nucleus. Bases 1 to 2421 code for a protein of 806 amino acids.